AUGACUUUAACUCAGUUUAAUAAUGAUCUAGGAAUAUUAAGAGACAUGUACCCAGAACUGGAAAUGAAACCGGUAGAGGUAGACGAGACAGGUGAGUUUCCGCAGAACAUUAGCGGAAAGUCAUUUUUCAAGAUAUCUCUAUUAGCGGAUGUAAGUGUUGAAUUCGGUGAGCAACGUUUAUUAUUAGCAAAUCUGUCUCAUGAAUGCGUGGAGUUCACAAUGCAUUGCCGUCACUAUCCAGAUAUUCGACGGUGUGUUAGUAUGAAUAUCAAAUCUUUAUGGAUGUCAGCAGACGAAAAGAAAAUGCUAACCAAUAAAGCACUAGAACUUGUUGAAGGAACUAUAGACACGGAAGCUAACUUCGUAGAUUCGUUUACAUCCAUCCUAAUGCUCAUCUUCGGAUUCCUUAUAGAUGAUACUGCUAUUUUGUUAUUCCCUGAUAGCGUAAGAAAAUGCUUAACAAAAGAUCAGUAUGAAUUAUUUAAGCAGAUAAGUAAAGAAGCUACUCUUGAGAAAAUAAGCAGAUCUAACUAUCGUUGUUGUAUUUGUAUAGAGGUAGAAAAGGGUGUGAGAAUGGUCAAAUUGCCAUGCCAAAAUGACAAUAUAGAACACUAUCUUUGCAAAAAAUGUGCUAUUUCUUAUUUCACUGCAAUGAUCGAAGAAGGCCGAAUAUCUAAUGUGAGAUGUCCACAAUGUAAGUACGAAGAAUUAAAGUUGGAAGAUUACAAGUGUUACAAGAAAAUGGUAAAGGCCUUGUUUACGCCUUUGAUUUCAGUGUCCUUCUUAAAACAACUUAUUGGUGCAGAGCUAUGUGAAAGAUACGAAAGGCUGUUUUAUAAUCAGGCAGCUACAAAACUCUCAAAGUAUUGUCCCUAUGCCUGUGUGACCUGCCGAAGAUGUGACCAAUGGUGCACAAAAGAGAACCUCGAUGAUGCUAUGGUCCAAUGUCAAAAAUGUCAUUUUGUAUUUUGCUUUGACUGUUUGCAUGCCUGGCAUGGCUAUAACAAUAAAUGCGGCAAAAAAGUUUCAUUAUCAAAACAUAUUAUUGAGGAGUACUUGAAUGAUGUCGGCACUUCAAGCAACAGGAAGCGUGAAUUGGAAGUAAAAUAUGGAAAAAGAAUGUUAGAACUUGAAGUUAAUAAUUAUAUUGCCGACAGAAUGCUAAAUCUUGCUAUCGAAGAAGAAGGUUCGAAUUUACAGCGAUGCCCUAGGUGUAAGAUAGUCGUAGAAAGGAGUGAAGGUUGUAACAAAAUGAAAUGCGAAGUGUGUGGGACACUUUUCUGUUUUAUUUGCGGAAUCUUGCUCUAUCCUGAGGACCCUUAUGAACAUUUUAGAGAAUUAUUUUCAGGUUGCUAUGGGCGGUUAUUUGACGGGAUGUCUGGUGCAGAAAUUUGA
This is a messenger RNA of Saccharomyces mikatae IFO 1815, 1395 nucleotides long. RefSeq names its product RBR-type E3 ubiquitin transferase (gene ITT1). The coding region runs from base 1 to 1395 and encodes 464 amino acids. The transcript has a single exon. Lineage: Eukaryota; Fungi; Ascomycota; Saccharomycetes; Saccharomycetales; Saccharomycetaceae. The record is from RefSeq and is a predicted model, not a curated record. Gene Ontology annotation, biological process: ubiquitin-dependent protein catabolic process; positive regulation of proteasomal ubiquitin-dependent protein catabolic process; protein polyubiquitination. Gene Ontology annotation, cellular component: ubiquitin ligase complex; cytoplasm. Gene Ontology annotation, molecular function: ubiquitin conjugating enzyme binding; zinc ion binding; ubiquitin protein ligase activity.